Molecule: messenger RNA, 1672 nt
Organism: Peromyscus eremicus (cactus mouse)
Lineage: Eukaryota; Metazoa; Chordata; Mammalia; Rodentia; Cricetidae
Gene: Mrps35
Product: mitochondrial ribosomal protein S35
Exons: 8
Coding region: 44-1006 (320 amino acids)
Biological process (GO): mitochondrial translation
Cellular component (GO): mitochondrial small ribosomal subunit
Molecular function (GO): structural constituent of ribosome
Source: RefSeq, a predicted model, not a curated record
AUCCCGACGGCGUGUUUCCCCUCCGGCCCGCCGGUCUGCAGCCAUGGCGGUCGCGGCGCUGCAGCUGAGGCAGAUCCUGUGCCCGGGGGCGCGCGCCCUGCGCACCUUCGCCUCAGCGGCCAGGCCCGCGGACUCGGGAGCCGGCCCGCGUCCAGCCUCCAGAAGUGAAAGGCCAAUGAGAAGAAAGGCACUACCUCCUAGGACAGAGAAGAUGGAUGUUGACCAGGACUGGCCCAGUGUUUACCCUGUUGCGAUGCCAUUUAAACCCUCUGCUGUUCCUCUGCCUGUUCGAAUGGGGUAUCCAGUAAAGAAGGGCGUGCCCAUGGCAAAGGAGGGGAAUCUAGAGCUUUUAAAGAUCCCGAAUUUUCUGCAUUUGACUCCUGUGGCGAUUAAAAGGCACUGUGAAGCUCUCAAAGAUUUCUGCACUGAGUGGCCAGCUGCACUAGACAGUGAUGAGAAGUGUGAAAAGCAUUUUCCAAUUGAGAUUGACACAGCGGAUUAUGUGUCGUCAGGACCGUCUAUUCGAAACCCCAAAGCACGAGUGGUAACAUUAAGGGUUAAACUUUCCAGUUUGAAUUUAGACAACCAUGCAAAGAAGAAACUUAUUAAACUUGUAGGAGAGAGGUAUUGCAAGACAACUGAUGUGCUCACUAUUACCACAGACAGAUGCCCUUUGAAGAGGCAGAACUAUGACUAUGCGCUGUAUCUCCUCACAGUCCUGUACCACGAGUCAUGGAAAACUGAAGAAUGGGAAAAAAAUAAGACUGAGGAAGACAUGGAAGAGUAUGUGUGGGAAAAUAGCUCCUCAGAGAAAAAUGUUCUUCAAACUCUGCUGCAGAUGAGAGCCUCUGAGAGCAGUGUGGCUCCGAGCAGGGAAGAGCUGCUGGGGACCAAAGAGGUCGAAGAUUACCAGAAGUGUGUUGUUCGACUCAAGAAUGAGGGCGAGAACGAGGCGAGCCUCACACAGUACAAGGAGUCUGUGAAGAGACUGUUGAAUCUGGCGUGAAGUCAGAACUAGAAGUCUGCUGUAUCACUUUUAUGAUGUUUUUAGUCACCAAUUUGAUAUAAAUGGGAAAAUAUUUAAGAAUAUUGUCUGUUGUCAGUUAACAUUGCCCCCUUCAGACUCCGAGCUCUGCAGUAUGCUUUUGGGGCUUUCCGGUUUACCCGAGGGUGGUGACGCCUGCAGCAGGCUGUGCUUUCUCUAAAGUGUUCUCGCUUUAGCUCUACACGGCCGCUCUAGUCCUCUCUGCUUACAUGAACAUAACUGCCUCUCUGCUGUUGGUGUUUCCUGAUUGCUUGUGAUCAGUGUCUUUGGUUACUGAGGAAACCUGGCCCAGCACCUGACCAAGCGCUCAGUGCCCCUCAGUGGCCAGCCUCCAGGAGGGCUGCACUCUUCCACAGACAGCAGCUAGGCAACCGUGCUGCUCCUGACUGCUCCAGCUCUGUUCAUGCACUGCUCUGCCGUGUAGACGUCACUUAAUGGCAGACAGGAACCUUGCAGGUAGCUCUCCCUUUGUGAUUGGCCUUUCCAGUUUGUGUUGCACAACCGCACACCCUCGGUGGACGCACCGCAACAAAACACCAGCACUGAUGUAAAUCGGGUUUUGUUAUGAGAACAGAAAAUAAAGUUAACAAAACAAUCCUGAAGGCUGUGAAGCCAUCAUGGCAAAAA